UUAACGUUCAUGUUUCAUCUUUCUCUUAAUUAUCUAUCUUCCCCGAAUUUGCCGUAGAAUAUGAAGCAGAACUUCAGAAGUUUACAUCAACGAAUUACUAAGUUGCAGCAAUUUCAAUUCAAGCAUAAUCCGAAACCUAGUGGCUCUGUAAAUAGAGAUGUUAGAGACAGCAAACUUUUGAUUCAGUGCAACAAACAGAUCGCAGAGAAUGGAAGAAAUGGCAACGUUAAUGGGGCAGAAUUGGUAUUCCACAGGAUGCCCGUGAAGAACACUGCUUCUUGGACUGCCAUGCUCACUGUCUACUCCCAAAAUGGCCAAAUAGAAAACGCCCGCAAAGUGUUCGAUCAAACGCCUCAACGAACUACGGUCUCAUAUAACGCAAUGAUCUCGGCUUACAUUCGCAAUGGUUGCAACGUGACCAAAGCUUAUGAGCUGUUUUCAGUGUUGUCUGAACGCAACUUGGUCUCAUAUGCUGCCAUGAUCACGGGUUUUGUGAAGGCAGGGAAGUUCCACAUGGCUGAGGAACUGUACCUUCAGGCUCCACAUGAGUUCCGGGACCCUGCUUGAUCAAAUGCGUUGAUAAAUGGAUAUUUGAAGGCAGGUGAAGUGAAUGAGGCGUUGCAGGUUUUUGAGAACAUGGUUGAGAGGGAUGUUGUUUCUUGGAGUUCCAUGGUUGAUGGUUUGUGCAGGGAUGGGAGGGUUGCAGCUGCCAGGGAGCUGUUUGACAGGAUGCCUGAAAGGAACGUGGUUUCUUGGAGUGCAAUGAUAGAUGGGUACAUGGGGAAAAGUUUCUUUCAAGAGGGUUUUUCCUUGUUUACAGAUAUGAGGAGGGAAGGUCUGGUUGAUGUUAAUUCCACCACAGUGACUAUCAUGUUUAAAGCGUGCGGGAAUUAUUGUAGAAUGCCAGAGGGCAUGCAGAUACAUGGGUUGGUUUCACGCUUGGGAUUUGAAUUGGAAAGUGUUUUGAGUAACUCCAUGAUUACUAUGUAUUGCAUGUUUGGUUACACAGACAUGGCAGACAAAGUAUUUUGUAUAUUGAGCGACAAAGAUAUAAUUACUUGGAAUUCUUUAAUUUCUGGAUACGUUCAUAACAAUGAAGUGGAAGCUGCGUAUAGGGUUUUCGAGAGUAUGCCAGAGAAAAACUUGAUCUCUUGGACAACCAUGAUCACAGGGUUUACUAAAAGUGGAAGAAUUGGAAAUGCCAUACAGCUUUUUAAUAUGUUGCCAGUGAAGGAUGAUUUUGUUUGGACGACUAUUAUAUCUGGGUUUGUAAAUAAUAAGGAGUAUGAGGAAGCUUUGCAUUGGUAUGCUCGGAUGAUUUGGGAAUGCAAGCCAAAUCCUUUAACUAUUAGUAGUGUCCUCGCAGCUUCAGCUGCUUUAGUGGCAAUAAAUGAAGGGCUACAGAUUCAUACAUGUAUUCUGAAAAUGAACCUAGAGUAUCAUUUGUCUGUACAAAACUCUCUUAUAUCAUUUUACUCCAAGUGUGGGAAUGUGAUUGAUGCCCACAGGAUUUUCUUAGAUGUCAUUGAACCAAAUGUCAUCUCUUAUAACUCAAUCAUCAAUGGGUUUGGACAAAAUGGUUUUGGCAAAGAGGCUCUCAGUAUCUAUAGAAAAAUGCAGAGUGAAGGUCAUGAAGCCAACCAUGUUACUUUCCUUGCUGUCCUUUCAGCCUGUACUCAUGCAGGAUUAGUUGAAGAGGGAUGGGACUUAUUUAACUCCAUGAAAUCACGUUAUGGAAUUGAGCCAGAAGCUGAUCAUUAUGCUUGCAUUGUCGAUCUCCUUGGCCGUGCAGAUUUGCUUGAUGAAGCUGUUGAUCUAAUCCGUUCAAUGCCAUUUAAGCCCCAUUCUGGAGUUUGGGGGGCUAUUCUUGGUGCAAGCAAUACUUACCUCCGUCUCGACCUUGCUAAGCUUGCAGCUAAACACAUUACUGAGCUGGAGCCUAAAAAUGCAACUCCUUAUGUGGUAUUAUCUAACAUGUAUUGUGCUUCUGGGGAAAAGAUUGACAGUGACUUAGUAAGAAAGACCAAAAAAUUUAAAGGAAUAAAAAAAAAUCCAGGUUGUAGUUGGAUUACAAUGAAAGAUAAGGUUCAUCUAUUUCUUGCAGGGGAUCAAUCACAUGAUAAUAUUGAAGAAAUGAAAGCCACAAUACUGACCAUGGAUAGGGAAAUGCGGUGGUUGUGUCAUUGUCGGUGCUGACUGACAGUCUUCUUUUCUUUCUUUUACGAACAUUACUUCUCUGUUGGUGCAGCGUCAUCAUUGUGUAACCGAGCUGGCUUCAUUUUCAACCAAAGAUUCUUGGAUGCACCUGUUGUAAUGACGUCUAAGAAAAAGAUCAUGUAAUUUGAGGGUAGUCGAAAUGGAAAGUAAUUUGAGGAAGCCAUUAGCAACUUUGUCACGUACAAUAUGACAAUCUAUCUCAAUGUGGUUAAGUUAGUACGUUCGUGGAAGACUGGGUUUAAGGCUAUUUGGACCGCUGAUUGAUUGUCAGCGUAAAGAAGGACAUGGGUUUUAAGAGAAACUUGAAGAUCUUGAAGGAGAAAGGUCAACCAUUGAAGCUUGCAUGUGGUGAUUGUGAGGAUGUGAUAUUCAGCCUCAGAUGAGCUUCAAAAAAUGGUUUGAUGUUUCUUUGAUCUCUAGGAGAUAAUGGAGUUAUAAAAAGAUAGAGAAACCCAUGAUAGAUUUGCAAGUGUCGGGGCAUGUUACCAAUCAGUCAUUGAAGCCUUUAAGCUGAAGAACUAAGUUACUGUGAAAGAAGAUGCCUAAGCCAGGGCAAUCUUUUAUGUAACGUAAGAUUCAGUAUGCCACAUGUUGAUGAGUGUGGUAGUUGGAUUUGAGAGAAAUUGUUAGGAGAUGGAGAGUUUACGAGAGAAGGAAUAAAACAUUAAAUGCCUAACUGCAUUAGCAGUUAGUAAGGGCGGGGUUAUUGGCUAUAUAAAUAGCAAAUAAACAAUUGUAGAUGGGUGUGGAUUGUUUUGAUUGUAGUUCUAACAAGAUUUGUCAUCCUGAGAGGGGAGGUUAGGCUCUCUACCAGGGAGGUUAUGCUCCCAAACCAUUCUUUGUAAAGAGAUUUCUAUUGCUGACAAAAAUAGAACCCAUUCUUUCAUUACAUUUUCUACCUACUGUUUGUGUUCUUGUUAGGUUCCAAACCCAGGAACCUAACAAAUUGGUCCGACCUGCCGUUUCGAAAUGGAGGGUGAAGGAUCAAGAAGUAAUCAAGAAACUGCGGGAUCCCAAAUUGGGCGCGAGAACGAGUUAUGGAGAGAACGACAGAGGGAAGA
This is a messenger RNA of Vigna umbellata (rice bean), 3278 nucleotides long. The record is from RefSeq and is a predicted model, not a curated record. Lineage: Eukaryota; Viridiplantae; Streptophyta; Magnoliopsida; Fabales; Fabaceae.